This is a messenger RNA of Orbicella faveolata, 1470 nucleotides long. RefSeq names its product protein unc-119 homolog B-like. Gene Ontology annotation, cellular component: cilium. Gene Ontology annotation, biological process: cilium assembly; lipoprotein transport; nervous system development. The record is from RefSeq and is a predicted model, not a curated record. Gene Ontology annotation, molecular function: lipid binding. NCBI's taxonomy places the organism in Eukaryota, Metazoa, Cnidaria, Anthozoa, Scleractinia, Merulinidae.
UGCGUUUUCGUAUCCUUCGGGCUUUGCUUGGUCGAGUCUUUUCCUCUUCGUGAAAUUGAGUUAUUUGUUUUCCCUGUUCUCUUCAGUCACGCAGAGUUUCUAGUGAGCUGCUCAGGUUUGUACUGGAGGCUUUGCUUGUUUGGAUAACCAUGAGUGGAAGAUCGUCCAAUUCGAAUGAAGAUUCGGCGGGUCGAGCCAAGAAGAAAGGUGGCGGGUUUUUGGCGAGGCAAUCGAAGGCGAAAAAGACAAUAACUGAAGAAGAACUACUGAAAAAGGACGCCGUUACGCCGGACGACGUCUUGAAGUUGGAAAAAUGCACAGAAAAUUACCUCUGUGAACCUGGUGCAAAUGUAUACAGCAUCGACUUCACGCGCUUCAAAAUCCGCGAUAUGGAGACAGGGACAGUGCUUUUUGAGAUAGCUAAACCUGAUAACAUCGACGAAGAAAUUCUCGACAACGACGACGAUCCAAACGCCGGACGAUUUGUAAGAUACAAAUUCACACCGGAGUUUUUGAAAUUAAAAACAGUAGGAGCGACUGUUGAAUUCACUGUAGGCGACAAGGCAGUCAACAAUUUUCGGAUGAUAGAGCGCCAUUAUUUCAGAGAUCGAUUGCUAAAAAACUUCGAUUUCGAGUUUGGAUUUUGUAUUCCAAAUAGCAAGAACACAUGCGAACAUAUCUACGAAUUUCCAGCCUUACAUAUUGAUGAAGUGCAAGAAAUGAUUGAUCAUCCAUUUGAAACAAAGUCAGAUAGCUUUUACUUUGUGGACAACAAACUCAUCAUGCACAAUAAAGCAGAUUAUGCAUACGAUGGAUAGCGUUUUCAAGCAAUAUCACAUCAGAAUUAGUGCUUGGAUGUGUACAGUGACUUGUAUAAACAUUCAUCAAAGACAAAUCAAAAGCUCUCUUAGGAUUUAAUAUCAACUCUUGGUUCCAUGGCCAACAUCAAUCAACAUCAAAACUCUCAUUACUUUUCCACACAUUUUGUAGAAAUUCUCUGUGGGAGAAUUUGGUGUUGGGCCAUGUCUUCCCCUCAUUAGACGGUUUGAUCAGGGCUUUUACUCUCAUUACCUGCUCUCUUGAAUUGUUUUGAAAUUGUAAAGAGAAGUAAAGAAUUGAUUGUUACUGUAAAUUUUGCAGUUAACUAGAACAGGUGUAGCUUGUAUUACUUGCUAUGUUAUAUAUUAUUUCACAAUUUAUUCAAUCAAAACAAACAAAAUGUUUUGGGAGGUGUAAUUUGCCAUCAGGAAUAAUUCCAUUUUUGUAAAAAACAAUCCAAUCCUCUGUGCUGGCAUUGCAUGUUUGUAAAACAAGCAACUAUAGUUGAUCUAGGGCAUAUUAAGUCAAAUCCGCAAAAUUUGACUUAUGUUUAAGCAGCUUGAAGAUACGUUUUGUAUAAUCCCUCAAUGUUAACCAAGUGAGCCUGUAUUGUGAACAUAAGCCAAGAAAAAUACAUUGUUGGAUUGAAAA